Neomonachus schauinslandi (Hawaiian monk seal) is the source of this 1815-nucleotide messenger RNA. RefSeq names its product WT1 interacting protein (gene WTIP). Lineage: Eukaryota; Metazoa; Chordata; Mammalia; Carnivora; Phocidae. The record is from RefSeq and is a predicted model, not a curated record. Gene Ontology annotation, biological process: regulation of DNA-templated transcription; negative regulation of hippo signaling; positive regulation of miRNA-mediated gene silencing. Gene Ontology annotation, cellular component: transcription regulator complex; P-body; nucleus. The transcript has 9 exons. The coding region runs from base 1 to 1503 and encodes 500 amino acids. Gene Ontology annotation, molecular function: transcription corepressor activity.
AUGUGGGAACCGUUUGUCAACUGCUCGUAUUUCUUACUCCGGCCGGGACCGGGGGAGGCGCCUCCAGCUCAGCCCGCGGGAAUCCGGGACCUUUCCAGAGGCCCGACGGCCCUGGCGCACGGCGGCGCCCGCCUCGGUCCGCGCGCCACUGCCGCCGCUUCGGCCCCCGAGGCCGGCUCUCCGCUGCACGCCCCGGCGUCCCGGCCCAGCCUCCGCGCCCCUCCAAGCGCCCGGCGAAGCGCGGCCACCGCCGCUCCGCCGCCGCCGCCGCCGCCGCCACUCCCCCACAUUCCUGAGGCCGCAGCGCCGUCUCCUUCCUCGCAUUCCUGCCCCCACAAAGGAGUCCCUCCGCCCCCCGCGCGGCCGCCGGGAGGAGGGGGCGCGGCCCGGCGCCUCCGAGCGCGCAUUCCUCCGCCGCGCGCGCCACGAGGCCCGCGGCGCGCGGCGGCCCCCGAGCUCAGCGCGCAGCCUGCGGGCAGCCCGCGGGCCAGCCUGGCGGGCUCCGACGGCGGCGGCGGCAGCGCCCGCUCCAGCGGCAUCAGCCUGGGCUACGAUCAGCGCCACGGCAGCCCGCGCUCCGGCCGCUCGGACCCGCGUCCCGGCCCCGGGCCGCCGUCGGUGGGCAGCGCCCGCUCCAGCGUGUCCAGUCUCGGCUCCCGCGGCUCGGCCGGCGCCUACGCCGACCUGCUCCUGCCCGGCGCCGGCCCCGCGCCGACUCGCUCCCCGGAGCCUGCGGGGCCGACCCCCUUCCCUCUGCCUUCGCUGCAGCUGCCCGCGGGCCGAGAGGGCGGCCCGAGCGCGGCGGAGCGGCGGCUGGAGGCGCUGACCCGCGAGCUGGAGCGGGCGCUGGAGGCGCGCACGGCGCGGGACUACUUCGGCAUCUGCAUCCAGUGUGGGCUUGGCAUCUACGGAGCAAGGCAGGCGUGCCAGGCCAUGGGGAGCCUUUACCACACAGAUUGCUUCACCUGCGACUCCUGUGGCAGACGACUUCGAGGGAAGGCGUUCUACAACGUGGGUGAGAAAGUCUACUGCCAGGAGGACUUCCUGUACUCCGGGUUCCAGCAAACAGCUGACAAGUGUAGCGUGUGUGGACACCUCAUCAUGGAGAUGAUCCUGCAGGCCCUUGGGAAGUCCUACCACCCAGGCUGUUUCCGGUGCUCAGUGUGCAACGAGUGCCUGGACGGGGUGCCCUUCACCGUGGACGUGGAGAACAACAUCUACUGCGUCAGAGACUAUCACACGGUUUUUGCACCAAAAUGUGCCUCCUGUGCCCGUCCUAUCCUCCCUGCACAGGGCUGUGAGACCACCAUCCGUGUGGUGUCCAUGGACAGAGACUACCACGUGGAGUGUUACCACUGUGAGGACUGCGGGCUGCAGCUGAGCGGGGAGGACGGACGCCGCUGCUACCCCCUGGAGGGCCACCUGCUGUGCCGCCGCUGCCACCUGCGGCGCCUCCGGCCCGGCCCCCUUCCCUCACCUGCCGUGCACGUCACGGAGCUCUGAGCGCCGAAGGGGAGCCCCGCUGGGGCCGCGCGUGCGUGUGCGUGCGUGUGCGUGUCCGUGCGUGCGUGUGUGAGAGAGCGCGCCCGGGCGGGAUGGGUGACCAGGUCAGUGUCGCAGCUCCGUGUCCCGGGGGCGCGGCUGCCCCGCUUCCCCCCCCCCACCCCCCACAUGCCACCGAGCUGUCGUCCAAGGGGCCGGCCCCGGGGCGGAGCUGCUUCUAUUUAUUCACCGUCUGUGCCUCCUCCCGCCGCUUCCUUCCUUCCCGGCCCUGCCUGGCCCCCCCCCUCCCCGCCCCACGCCGGCCUUCCGUUC